Molecule: messenger RNA, 2154 nt
Organism: Micromonas commoda
Lineage: Eukaryota; Viridiplantae; Chlorophyta; Mamiellophyceae; Mamiellales; Mamiellaceae
Exons: 1
Coding region: 1-2154 (717 amino acids)
Source: RefSeq, a predicted model, not a curated record
AUGGCGAGCGAGACCAUAAUCUUGGAUGACGACUACGCGAUGGCCGCGACGUGGGCCGUGGAGCACGUCGCCGCCCUCGGCGUGUUGGACCGCGCCGUCCUGACCGAUUUGUUCUCGAUCUGCGACAAAACGCGCAACCUCCCCGCGCGCGUCGAGCAGCGACUCGUCUGGGUCCUGCUGAACGACGUCGUCGAGGGCGAUGGCGUUUCCCCGCACGUUUGCAAGAUGAUGGACAAGCUCUCGCCUCUGACCGCGGAGACUUCCGCGGAGGUGGCGGAGAUCUGCGUCAGGAUCCGUCAGGCGGUGUGCAUCCGCUCGUUCGAUUCGCCCGACGGUUAUCUAGAGUUCGCCGCGAUGUUGGAGGAACUCUUCCCCCCCAAGACCGGCAACGCGCUCCUGAACGCGGCCAGGAAGGACAUGCUCCACGUGUUGGCGACCUCCAUGGAUCCCGGGGUGGUCGAGGAGGCGCGCGAGAAGUACGCCGUCAGCGACGGGAAAUUGAGGAAGGACAUGAGGCGAUUCGCGGAACUGCACGGGCAGAAGAUGGGCGGCACCUCCAUCAACAGGCUCCUCGACGACAUCGCCGCCGGCAGGUACAAUCCCCCGGGACCCAACCGCGCGCACGCCGCCAUCCCGCGGAUCCCCGCGCAGCAGCAGCAGCAGCCGCGAACCGGGUCCCUCUCCCCUGGAUCCCCCGCGUCGCCCCGGCGGAAGAAGAGCAUGCUCCGAACCCCGUCGGGCGCGCCCAAGGUCCGAUCACCCGCGAAAUCCCCGCCAAAGAAGAAGCCGGCGUUGCCCGCGCAUCUCGCCUUUGAAGAUCCAUCCGACCCGCAUGGCGAAAUGGACGCGUACGCCUUUGACGAACCCGACGCCGCGUGGAACGCCCUCGGCGAUCUGGCCGAAAACGCCGCCGCGCUGGAGGAGGCGGAGGCGGGGCCCCGGCCGGGUAAGGUCAAGCCCGGUAAGAAGCGCGGAAGAAGCGAGGAGGACGAAGGGGACGAGGGGGCGAAGAAGAGGAUCGUGGAGCGGGGGGGACGUCCCGCGGGCACGCCGGUGCUUCGAACCAUCAACGCGCUCACGACGAGACUCCUCGGCGGCGGCGAGGAUGACGAAACGGACGAGGGGAUCAUGCCGACGCAGGCUGCGCCCACGGAGGAGGACCUCGCGGCUGAGCGCAAGUCGAGGAGGCGAAGCCUCCCCGGCCGGGUACUCGGGGCGGCGCGCGCGGCGCUGACCUGGCGAAAGGGUAAGGGGGGCGUCGGCGACACGUACCCGGCUCCGUCGCCCGCCGCCGCCGACUUCGCCGGCCUUGAUCUCGCUUGCGUCCCGUCGCCGCCCCGCGCCGGCGACGACGACCGCCCACCGCCCUCGGGCAUCGCUCGGCGCCACUCCAAGCUCCGCGACGGCGGCACCGACGCGGAGGGGUACGAGGACAAGCGCAAGGCUGGGCGCCGCAAGCUCUGGAGUAAGGAGGAGGUUGUCGCGCUGUGCCGCGGAUACGAGCAGCUGGAGCGCGAGGGUAAGCUCCACGUCGUCAACAAGCUUCGUCCCAACGGCGGCGUCGACUGGACGACAAUCUACAAGAUGAGCGAGGAGAUCUUCGCCGCGAACGAAAGGACGACGAUGGACCUGAAGGACAAGAUGCGCAACCUUCUGAAGAAGAAGGAAAAGGUGGAGGCGGAAAAGAACAGACGCGAGAGCUUGGACGCCGCGGGCGCGACAAAGGCUGGGUCCACCAAGCGAAAGAGCGGGGGCUUUUUAUCGAGAAUUUUCGGGGGCAAUAAGGCUGACGACGACGACGAGUCCGUCAAGGACCUCGUCGCCCUCGAGGACCUCGUCGCCACUGCCCCCGAGCUCCUGCCCGGUGUCUCCAACCGCCACAGCUUGAAAAACAAGAAGCUCGGCCUUGCGCCCAUCGGACGCAAGUCGAAGCAGAUGUUUUCCCAGGAGGAGGUUGAUGCGCUGAGAGAGGGAGUCGCCAAGCACGGGAAGGGUCGAUGGAAGGAUAUCCUGUUGGAGAGCCAGCACGUCUUCCAGGACAGGACGACGAUGGACCUGAAGGACAAGUGGCGUAACAUCGAGAGGAUGGCGCAGAAGGAGCGAGCUCGGGAGGAAGCCGCCGCUGAGGAAUCGGAGGGGGGAGACUCGUCGUAG